AACUAAAAGCGAAAAAAAAGUUAAUUUCCAACAAAUUCCAAUUUUUGUUAAAAAUUGAUCAUUAAAAAUUGAUGAAACAAUGUUAGAUCCAUUAAAAUUAAAUUAUCUUAUAAUCCAUGAAAAGAGUCCAUAAAACACAUGACUGUUUACUAGAAGGAGUGGGGAUUAAAGCACCAAUAGCGGUCCAACAGUGCUGUAUAAAUGCUACCCUCGGCAGGUGAAACCGUAUCAUUCCGAAUUUAGCAGUCACACCGACAACAUGACUGGUCGCGGGAAAGGAGGAAAAGGUUUGGGUAAAGGAGGCGCCAAGCGUCACAGGAAGGUGCUCCGUGACAACAUCCAGGGUAUCACCAAACCCGCUAUCCGUCGUCUCGCCAGACGUGGAGGAGUCAAGCGUAUCUCAGGUCUCAUCUACGAAGAGACUCGUGGUGUGUUGAAAGUCUUCUUGGAAAACGUUAUCAGAGACGCUGUCACUUACACCGAGCACGCUAAGAGGAAGACCGUCACUGCUAUGGACGUAGUCUACGCCUUGAAAAGACAAGGACGUACACUGUACGGUUUCGGAGGUUAAGCCUUUUUCUUCUGCCUUUCUAUCUUUCAACGGCCCUUUUCAGGGCCAC
This is a messenger RNA of Cimex lectularius (bed bug), 620 nucleotides long. Its product is annotated as histone H4. The record is from RefSeq and is a predicted model, not a curated record. Gene Ontology annotation, molecular function: protein heterodimerization activity; structural constituent of chromatin; DNA binding. Gene Ontology annotation, biological process: nucleosome assembly. Lineage: Eukaryota; Metazoa; Arthropoda; Insecta; Hemiptera; Cimicidae. The coding region runs from base 260 to 571 and encodes 103 amino acids. The transcript has a single exon. Gene Ontology annotation, cellular component: nucleosome.